GCAAUUUUCAAACUAUGGCGGAUGGAAGACGCGGUACCCCAAAAUGUAGCCCAGAGGUUCGUAUUGGGAACUACAUAAUCGGAGAAACACUUGGUGUCGGAACUUUCGGAAAAGUCAAAGUUGGAAUUCAUAAAUCUACUGGUGUGCAAGUUGCUGUAAAGAUAGUGAACAGGGAUAAAAUCAAAGCUCUCGAUGUCGCCGGCAAACUACGUCGCGAAAUCCUCAAUCUUUGGCUUUUCCGACAUCCCCACAUCAUCAAGUUGUAUCAAGUCAUUAGUACUCCAACUGACAUAUUUAUGAUAAUGGAGUAUGUCAGUGGAGGGGAAUUAUUCGAUUACAUAGUGAAGUCUGGAAGACUCUCUGAGAAAGACGCUAGAAAGUUUUUUCAGCAAAUAAUUUCCGGAGUCGCCUACUGUCAUCGUCAUAAGGUUGUACAUAGAGAUUUAAAGCCAGAAAAUUUGUUGCUGGACUCAAACCAGAACGUAAAGAUUGCUGACUUUGGAUUGUCCAAUAUAAUGCAAGAUGGUGAGUUUCUACGUACUUCUUGUGGAUCCCCAAACUAUGCUGCCCCUGAAGUAAUAUCUGGAAAGCUAUAUGCUGGUCCGGAAGUAGAUGUAUGGUCCUGUGGAGUAAUUUUGUAUGCAUUGCUAUGUGGCACACUUCCUUUUGAUGAUGAACAUAUACCUACACUUUUUAAAAAAAUCAAAGCAGGCUAUUUCCAUUUGCCAGAAACUUUGAGUUCAGGUGUCAGGGAUCUUCUUCGAAGAAUGAUAACUGUGGACCCGAUCAAGCGUGCAACCAUAGAAGAAAUCAGACGACAUCCGUGGUUCUCAGUUGAUCUUCCUAGUCAUCUUUUCCCUCAAGAACGCGAUGAAGAUGCGUCAAUAAUUGACAAGGAAGCAGUUUAUGAAGUUUGUCAAGCGUGCAAUGCAACAGAACGUGAAGUUUUCGCUGCCUUACUAAACAAUGAUCCUAGUGAUCAAUUGUCAGUUGCUUAUCAUCUUAUCAUAGACAAUAAACGUUUCGGAUCAGUUUUAAAUCCAGAAGAAGUGAAUAAUUUUUAUGUUGCCACUGGGAUUGAUUCAUCAACCUCAUCAGUAGCAGCAACAACGCCAAAUACAUCGAAUAGUCCACCCAGUGGUGGUACAUUGACUCAUUCUCAGCCUGGUGGUGGUCGAAGUCAAUCAUUAAGUCCAAAUUAUGGUAACAAUACUGGCAUGAUUGGAUUAAAAGGUAGAGGUAUUUCUCCAACACGACCUCAUCCAGAAAGAAUGCCUGAUGGACCACCGUUAUCGAGAACAUUAGAUCCAAUGGGGGAUUCGUUGACACCUGGAUCAAUUGUUACAGGUGAUUUGAAUUGUCCAAGUCAAAUUUCUUCUCAAGCACAAUCAGCUAUUACAUCGGGAGCUGCAGCGGCCAGUGGAAUGAAACGUUUUAAAUGGCAUUUAGGUAUACGUUCUCAAUCAAGACCAUGGGAUAUUAUGCAUGAAGUAUUUAAAGCAAUGAAUUCACUUGGUUAUGAAUGGAAAGUUGUUAAUCCGUUUAAUGUACGUGUAAGAAAAUGGAAUCCAAUACUACAGCAUUAUUCUCGACUUGUAUUACAACUUUAUCAGGUCGAUGCAAGAUCAUAUCUCCUCGAUUUUAAGUGUAUCGAUGAAAGUCAAUUAGAAUCUGAAACAGCGAUGGGUAGACUACGUUCAAACAAUAUGUCAGUAUGCCUUGAUGCUUGUAGUGGAACUCCUCCAGCUGCUAUGGGUACUUCAACAUGUAGUAGAGAUGGUAGUUUUUCCGGUAGCACUGGAUCUGCUAGUCCAACCAAUUGCUACGAUGGUCCAAAUACAACUGAAUUUUCUCGAUCGUUUUCAGCUAAUUGUCAAGAAGUACCGAUUAACCGAAGAACUAAACGACACCAAACAAUGGAAUUUUUCGAAAUGUGUACUGAACUUAUUACUACAUUGGCUCGAUGA
Molecule: messenger RNA, 1967 nt
Organism: Schistosoma curassoni
Lineage: Eukaryota; Metazoa; Platyhelminthes; Trematoda; Strigeidida; Schistosomatidae
Source: the annotation of a GenBank genome assembly